AAUGAGUAGCUUGAAGAGCGCUGCCGCAAAAGGCGUCUUUUCGUUUAUGGACUGUGGCAAACAAGUAAGGCUGUGCUUUGCAUUUUUGAUAUCAUGUAUCUAUUUUGAGUAUCCCGCUGACUAUCCCGCUGCGACUGCGCAUUGAGAAAAGUGACAUAGGCAGACCCCAAAACUACAUAUUAUCAUUACACUACACCUACUCUCAAAUCGCAGCGGAUGCAGAGAUGACCUAUAUUCCCAUGCACGUGGCCCAAAAUAGAAGGCCUCAAACCAUUGUCUAUUUCGAGAGGUGCUCUUCCUUUCCUUUACCGAAAUCAUAAUCCCAUAGAGGCGCAAGGCAAUACUUAGUUGCCCUAACCCAAAGCGCCUAAGGUGCUAUUAAUAAAAUGUCAUCAAACUGAACGAUCUCGCGUGUGCGUAUUUAUCAGCGGGAGAACUCAGCUCCCGCACCUUGGAGAACCAUGGAGAGAGUGGACACGAGUGAUCGACAGGGAGUACCUUCGCUUUGCUCAAAGAUCUACCAAAUAUAGGCAAUCCUAUCAAAAUAGCUUUCUUUGGUGCUGAUCCAAUUGCAGAACAGAACGUAAAGCGAACCAAUUUCUAUUCACCCUGAUCUGUUGAUAAAAUAAACACGCAUGAUGCUGCAUGGCAAUAGGACUGGCCAGGGGCAGGGGCAUGGGCAGGAGAAGAGGUAGGGACAGGGAGAGGGACAGGCGAUUGCUCAUGAAUGAAAAACAGCGAAAAAUACUUUUUCGAAUUUAUCUUCUCUCAGUAUUUCUGCCGUGUUUUGCGUUGGUUUUUAGUGGAUUGGAUUGGAUGUGUGUUUGCUGCUGAUUGCUCGGGAGGGGUAGUUUAUAUGGCCGGCAACAAGUUGGAUUUGUUCUAAAAAUGAACACACGAAAUAUCUUCGUCUUUGGCGUUAAAUACAGACAACGACAUCGGUGUCGAGCACCAACAACGCAUCUCUGUCCGAAGAGCUGAGAAGAGCAGAGCAGAGCAGAGGAAUUUGAUUUUCAUUUGAUUUUCCUUCGGUCUCCCCGUCUUUCGCGCUAUUUUCCUCUAUUGUGUGUGAGGCGUGCUUGCCUUGCCUUGCCUUGCCGUGCCUUUCCGUUCUCUUCGCCGCGAUCCAUCUAAGGAGCAUAUUCUGAAAAAAAACGAUGAUUUUCUUGACUUGACUUUCCCGCAAGUAGUCGCGUUUUGGAUGUCACCACGAUGUACACGCGCACAGUGGCGAUGCUGCUCGACCGACUCCCUGUGGGAGAGUGAAGUGAACCAUAGACUGUGGACUUGACUUAAACUGAACUGAUACGAGGAUUACCAAUCAGUGGAUAGAACUAUAGACUGAGUCGUAGCGAAGUCUGAAAAAAGCCUGAACGAAGCCCUCCCAUAUAGGAUAACUUUUGUUAGCCCAUUUUGUGUACAAAAACAAUAACUUCAAAAGCAAGCAUCAGGAUGCAGGAACUAACGAGGGUCUGCGAACUGAACAACAACAGCAUCCAUAACAAGGUGAAAACAACAGCAACUCCCCCAGUCAGCAAUCUGGAGCCGCUGCUGCCCAUCAAGCUGGAGCAUGACCAUGAUCUGGAGUCGUGGCUGCCCACAAUAGAUCACGGCCACCUGCGCCUAGACAUGAACACCACCCGACUGCUACUGCAGGGAUCCGACGAUCCCUUGAUUUCGCACGGCGCCUCCAACGAUGCCCACGACGAGGACCAUCCCUUCAAGACAUUGCUGGCUCGCAAGACGGCCAGCCAGGAGCAGCAGCAGCAGCACCAGCAGCACAACGGCACCUGCAGCCCGCUCACCAAGCAGCAGCUAAAGGCCAACCUGUUGAUGGGGAACCGAAAGAUUCACAGGUCACAGGCUACGCCUCAGCUGCCCGCUCCGGAAGAGUCACAAAUUCCACUCACACAAAAGACACCGCGACCUGCUCCAGGUCAAAACAGGUCCAAGAAGCGUACGAACUCCGCGGGAGCCAUGAAGCUGCGCUUCCAUCACCAGGCGCUGCCUGCGGAGUAUGCGGCCCACUACGAGGCAACCCAGGGUCGGCAGCCGCCCAGACCCGUGCUGCCGCCGCCGCCUCCGCCUCCUAGCCAGGCCCACGAAAACGUGCGCAGCUGGCUGAGGAAGAUAGCCGAGAUCCAGCGCAGCGCAGAGCGCCAGCAACAGAAGCAGGCAUCCGCUAGGAAGGACUCGCCUGUUAUGCGCCCUACACCCUCCGCCGCAGUGCCACCCCCCACAAAGGCGCCAGAGGUGACCCUACCCCCGAAGCGGGGUGCCCUAAAGUACGCAGAUCUGCCCUACAUGGGGGAGCUCACCCUCGACAACUACAAGCCACGACGCGGACGAAAACCGAAGAAGGCCGACAUCUGCCACCUGAUCUACAAGAACUACGGCACCAUCGUGCCAGCUACAGCCACCGUGAGUCUGCCAGUGAAUGCCCCUCUGCCGGAGACUACCGGGCAUGGAGCCUCGUCCACGACAGUGAUACCGGAGGAGCCCCUGAAUCUCUGCCUACGGGAUCAGAGCAGUGAUCGCUACUCCAUCUCUAGUGGGGACAGCGACAAGCCAACGCCGACGACAACGACAGCCACCACAGACUGCGGAAGCUCCUCCCAUCGAACAACGCCUCUGAGCGCAGUCAAACCCCUGACCUUGGAGCUGGUCGGGGGGCAGGAGCAGCCUCUUGUCGCCUCCAAGCUACUGUUUCAGCCUGUGGGGCUUUACUACCAGCAGCUGAUGGAGUCCUGCAGUUUGGGAGGCCUGCCCGUGCCCGUCGAGACCAUCGAAAAAGACAACCAGCUCUCGCUGAAGAUACCCAUACCGAGUGGGUUCUUUGCGAACGAGGCCAUGCCCCUGCCCCUGGCUCUGCGGAAGAGGAAACGCUCUGCUAUCUUUAUACCGCCCAUGCCUGCCGAGCACUCGUCGAGCCCCUCCACGGAGGUGAGCAUCUGUAAGUUCAAGUUCACGGGCGGGGCCAAGCCAACUCUGCAGGAGAAGAAGAUGCUGUCGGUGGACGCCGAGGGAAACUAUCGGUACUACAACGGCACCGGCGACAAGACCUUGAGGGGCUACGAAUUCAUCUCCCGGGAUCAGCAGCAACAGCAACAACAACAUCAGCAGCAGCAACAACAGGGUCAAGCCCCAGGACAGGAGAAACUUUAUGUGGACAUACCACCACCUUCCACUGAUCUCAGCCUGGAGCUUCUCCAAAUACCACCCGAGUCGCCCACAUCGUCGCUGCUCCUCUCCAGCGGCAAUAGCCUCGUUCCCGCAACUUCACAACACAGUCCCGCCUCCAGCGUUCAGAGCCCCAUGCUCGCCGCCAUGUUUCCGAGCUUGCCGCCUGUCAAACCCUCGACUGAGAGCGAAAGGAAGCGUCGGAGCUCGCGUCGGUCCAAGCAGCGGGAGAAGCUGGAAAAGACAUUCAAGGAGAAAGGCUUCCUCAUCCAGACCCAGCAACUGCAAUCUGCCGAGGGCGCAACCUACUGCAAGUUCAGGCAGCUAAAGAAGUUCACGCGCUACCUAUUCCGAAACUGGAAGGAUCACAUACCAGAUAGUGAUCUCGUCAAGCACCAGAGCGGUGGCAGGGAAGACGACGGUGUCAUCGACAGCCUGCUGGGGCUGGAGAGUUUAGCCAGCCCGACCACAUGAAGCUGUCAAUAGUUUUCUGAAACACCACACAAAGCACUGCCAAAGAUUUUUAGGUUUUUUUAUGAUUAAGUUAUUUUCAACCGUGUUUAUAUAGUUGGCCUCCACGUCUUACACGGGCUAAAGCGAUCUUUUUUUGUUAGGUUUAAGACGAAACGAUUGCCGAUUAUUCCGUCCAUGCAGGCUGCUCCACAAGAUGGGGAUCCAUGAUCUAUAAUCCACAGUGACGCCUCCUAGUCGUUCAUUAGUUUUUUUUCUUAGCUCUUAACGAUGUU
Messenger RNA from Drosophila miranda, 3926 nucleotides. RefSeq lists its product as uncharacterized. NCBI's taxonomy places the organism in Eukaryota, Metazoa, Arthropoda, Insecta, Diptera, Drosophilidae. The coding region runs from base 1453 to 3654 and encodes 733 amino acids. The transcript has 2 exons. The record is from RefSeq and is a predicted model, not a curated record.